Parnassius apollo (apollo) is the source of this 1500-nucleotide messenger RNA. Lineage: Eukaryota; Metazoa; Arthropoda; Insecta; Lepidoptera; Papilionidae. The record is from the annotation of a GenBank genome assembly.
AUGUACCCGUGGAACUGCUGCAGAACUUGCCUCAACGAGCAAUUUCUACAUCCAAUAUUCGCACUUCCCGAGCAAAGUGAUAAAUAUUCUAAAUUGAUACAAUUAACUACUGGUUUAAAGGUUGAAGUAAACGACACACUUCCACAAGAAAUGUGCUCUACAUGCAUUGCAUUUAUAAAUGAGUCAAUUAAAUUUCGUAAACGCUGUGAAGAUGCUCAGAAAUCUUUAUUAGAUCACAAGAUUCAUGAUAUUAAGUCUGAAACACCAUACAUUUUAAAAAUAGAAUAUGAAAAGGCAACAACAAUAGAUAUAUCUGAAUUUUUACCACCUGAUGAUGACUUUAAAGAUUAUGAUGAUAACAUUACACUAGAUAACUUGCAGUACAGUAAUUGUGAAAUUUCUGAACACAAAAUCUGUAAUAUGCCGGAUAAACCAUUGCAAAAAGAAUUUGAACCUAGAAUAUUAGAUAUAAUAGAAAAACCAGAAGAAAUAGUUUUUAACAAUAAAACAAAUAAAAAAGACAAUGUUGAAAUUAAACCUAGGAGAACAAUAAAGAAUAAAAUUGAGAAGCGAGAAAAGGAUAAAGAGUCAAAGAAAGAGAAGGCUGAAAGAGUGAAAGAGGAGAUCGAAUGUGAAUAUUGUCAUAAAAUAUUAACAUCAAGGUUGUCAUUACGUAACCAUUACAAGAUACACACAGGUUUUGAUGUAGUUUGCGAGCACUGUGGUAAAAAAUUUAUUACCCGUCGCCUCCUGUUGAUGCACUGUCGCGCGAAGCACGGCUACGAGAAAACAGACAAGUGUUCCUACUGCGACUACAGGGCUUCUAAUGCUGAGCAGGUGAAGGUAGGUUUAUAUGUGUUAGUGUUGAUGCACUGUCGCGCGAAGCACGGCUACGAGAAAACUGACAAGUGUUCCUACUGCGACUACAGGGCUUCUAAUGCUGAGCAGGUGAAGGUAGGUUUAUAUGUGGUAGUGUUGAUGCACUGUCGCGCGAAGCACGGCUACGAGAAAACUGACAAGUGUUCCUACUGCGACUACAGGGCUUCUAAUGCUGAGCAGGUGAAGGUAGGUUUAUAUGUGGUAGUGUUGAUGCACUGUCGCGCGAAGCACGGCUACGAGAAAACUGACAAGUGUUCCUACUGCGACUACAGGGCUUCUAAUGCUGAGCAGGUGAAGAUCCAUGAACGCCUGCAUACGGGCGAGAAACCCUACGUUUGCAAAGAGUGUGGUGCUGGAUUCCAUCGGAAGAGUAGCUAUCUCCAGCAUAUCGCCAUACACCUUCCCGAGAAAACAGUGCAGUGUACCCAAUGCCCGGCUCGCUUCAAAUCUGCGACUCUGAUGCGGAUCCACGCCAGCCGCCACCGCGCCGCCCGGUACUCGUUCAAAUGCCGCGUGUGCGACGGAAGUUUCGCGAGACGGCGCAACGUUGCGCGACACUUGCAGCGGGUGCACGCUUUACAACCCCAGCAGGAGCACAUCGAGCGUCUAGUCUUGACCUGA